This is a messenger RNA of Gossypium arboreum, 609 nucleotides long. RefSeq lists its product as uncharacterized. Bases 148 to 366 code for a protein of 72 amino acids. The record is from RefSeq and is a predicted model, not a curated record. The transcript has 2 exons. NCBI's taxonomy places the organism in Eukaryota, Viridiplantae, Streptophyta, Magnoliopsida, Malvales, Malvaceae.
GAAACGACAGCGUUACGUCAUUAGAGGCUUGCCUGAGGUCGAUUCCCAUUAUGUUGCUUACCUGAAAUUAGUUUCCUCUUUGUAAGCAGGAAAAAAGCGUAAAAAAGGAGGAACAAAGAGGGGAGCAGAAAGAUUGACGAGACAACGAUGGGGUACGUAUUGAGGGUGAGAUUGGCUUCAUUCUUCACGGGGGCAGCAACAGCGUCCUUUCUGGGUCUCUAUAUCUUGUACAAGGAUUACAAAGUCGCCCAUGAAUCCAUUGCCCAACAGGUGAAAAGGCUUCAUGAGCCCCUAGAUAGGCGAAUCUCUGCUCUGGAGAGUUUGAAACAGGGUGAAACUUCACAACAUGUGGAAGCAACAGAAUAGGUCCUUCGUGACAGAAAAAAAAAAUAGAUUUUUCCUAAAUAUGCAAUUGGUUCCUCGGUAAUGUUUUUUUGUUUUUCCCCUCGUUAUAAAAGAGUAAUGGUGGUUGAAAUAUUAUGUACUUUUGUAUGGAUUGAUGGUACACUCAGCCGGUUGACAUGAUUUACAUCAGUUAAUCUGUUUCUCAAUAAUGUAUGAAACGGUGAUUGCAUUUGAAAUUUAAGUCUAGGUGAAUUCAGAGACUCA